This is a messenger RNA of Coffea arabica (coffee), 885 nucleotides long. The record is from RefSeq and is a predicted model, not a curated record. Lineage: Eukaryota; Viridiplantae; Streptophyta; Magnoliopsida; Gentianales; Rubiaceae.
AUGGGUCAGAUGCAAGCGAUGCAGAGUCAGAUAAGUCAGAUUGCAAUAUCAAUCAGCCGUCUAGAGUAUCAAGUAAACGGAAAAUUGCCAUCCCAACCUGAACUGAACCUGAAGAACGUAAGUGCAAUGACCUUAAGGAACGAGAAAGAAAUUCAAAGGCUCGAACUCGCGACUCCAAAGGACAAGGAUGAGGAAAAGAUUGAGAAAGAACUUGAGGAGGAGGACAGAAAUCGUAAAGAUCCAAUGGUACUCCCCGAACCAAUCAUUGAAGUUAAAACUAAUCCACCUCCUUUUCCUAUCAGGUUGGAGAGACCGAAAAAACAGGACAAGGAGAAAGAGAUCUUGGAUGUAUUCCGCAAGGUAGAGAUCAACAUUCCCCUACUAGACGCAAUCAAACAAGUGCCGAAAUAUGCAAAAUUUUUGAGGAACUUGUGCAUCAAUCGAAAGAGGUUGAGGGGAGAUGAGAGAGUCAUUGUGGGAGAGAACGUGUCUGCAGUUCUACAAAGGAAUCUCCCACCGAAGUGCGGGGAUCCAGGUAGGUUUACUGUCCCAUAUAGGAUAGGUAAUACUUUGAUUAGAAAUACCAUGCUGGACUUAGGAGUAUCAAUCAACGUAAUGCCUAAAUUUAUGUAUGCUUCUCUGAACCUAGUUCCAUUAAAAGAAACUGAGAUAAUAAUUCAACUAGCUGACCAAACAAAUGCAUACCCUGAUGGGUUGGUCGAGAAUGUGUUGGUUAAAGUUAAUGAAUUGAUAUUCCCAACUGAUUUUUAUGUACUUGACAUGGAUGAUGACCAUUCUCCCGACCCCUCGCUUUUGCUAUUAGGUAGGCCUUUUUUAGUACAACCCAGACAAAAAUUGAUGUUCAUAAAGGUACCUUGUCUAUGA